This is a messenger RNA of Annulohypoxylon maeteangense, 2190 nucleotides long. Its product is annotated as beta-lactamase/transpeptidase-like protein. Bases 221 to 1984 code for a protein of 587 amino acids. The record is from RefSeq and is a predicted model, not a curated record. The transcript is spliced from 4 exons. Lineage: Eukaryota; Fungi; Ascomycota; Sordariomycetes; Xylariales; Hypoxylaceae.
ACAAAACACAAACGUGAAACAGAAUCCAAUCAACAUGUUGAGUUACGCCUUCCUCGAUGAGAAGUGGCUGCGUCGAGCCUUCGAUCAAGGCCUAUUCUUUAUUUUACCAUUUCGAAAUUCAAAAUUCUUAUUCGAAAGGUUCAAAAUGUCGACAAAGGACACCCAACUUUUCCAUGUCCUCUAUUAUUCGCAAUUGAGAAUGUUAAAGACCUAAAUCGAUAUGAAAUUGAUCCGAUUCCUCCUCGGGGUGUGCCCCUUAUAUAUAACACUAAUUGACGAUGUUUUUGCUGCCAAAAACAACCAUUGCCCACCUUUGGGACCAGUUCUCCCAGCGCCGACGAACCCAAGCUCGAACCCAGCUGUACAAUCGGCAGUGAGCGCACUGCAGCAGACUUUUGAUGGCAUCACCGAAAAUUUCAACGGCACAGCAUUGUCAAUAGGUGUAAAGUCUAUUCACGAGACAGCAUCAUUUGCCAAUGUGCACUAUACACCACCUAUAUUAGAUCCACGUGGAUCAUCGCACAUUGAUUCGUCCACUGUCUAUCGAAUUGGUAGUGUGUCCAAAUUAAUCUUAAUGGUGGCUCUAAAGACUACCGGUGUUCGCUGGGAAGAUCCCGUCACUAACUAUUUACCGCGGCUCAGAGAACUGAAAAAGCAGCAGAGUAGCCCUAUAGACCGAAUGACAACUGUCGACUGGGACGAUAUCACGGUCUGGGCUCUGGCAACACAUACAAGUGGGAUCGGGUCAGAUCUGAUACUGGAUAUGGGUAGUUUUCCUGUUGAUUGGACCAAGCUUGGGCUUCCUCCAGCUCGUGAACAUUUUAAUUGUGGCGUACUCGAUGGCCUCCCGCCCUGCCAGGAAAAAGACUUUUGGGACAACUUCGGGAAGCGAUACCCUGUGUUCUCUCCAUAUACGAGCCCCUUAUAUUCGAACACUGCUUUCUACAUACUUAGCCUAGUUGUCCAGGCUAUCGCCGGCUACUCCUAUAGUCAAUAUGUUCAGAAGCAUAUCCUAGAACCACUCGGCAUGCGAGACACCACGUUUGCGAAACCCAAUGACACUUUGGGCGCUAUCAGUUUGAAUGAUACAUUCUGGGACGCUACGUUAGGAAUCGAUGACCCUGCUGGUGGCUUUUAUUCUAGCACGCAUGACCUUCUUACCCUUGGGGAGGCAAUCCUAACAAACAAAUUUUCAUCGCCGACGCAAACCCAUCGGUGGCUUGGGCCAGCGACGCUCACCUCCUCGAUCGGAAUGUUUGUCGGUGCGCCGUGGGAAAUUAUUCGCGCCGAUAAUGUCACUUUAGACCAACGCUUAGUUGAAUUUUAUACCAAGGGCGGGGAUGGCGGUACCUACCAUGCAAUGUUUGCUGUAGUUCCCGACUACGAUCUCGUCAUCAGCAUCCUAGCAUCAGGACCUGAGAGUAGCAGUAACCUCGUACAGCAAUUAUUCUCGCAGGUCAUCACGACUUUACUUCCAGCUGUUGAGGCGGCUGGAAAAGACGAAGCUCGGUCCGCUUUCGCCGGCACCUAUGUGAAUGAAGAGACGAAUUCGACAAUUACGCUCAGCGUGGAUGACGAAGGCCCAGGACUCAAUAUCACAAAUUGGAUUGUUCGCGGCACGGACGUCCCUUCUCAUUGGCUCAACUACACAUCUGGUAUAUCGAGCGGUUUUUCGAAUACACAUGUCUCAACACGACUGUACCCAACCGGCCUAACUAAUGGGUCACGGACGGCGUGGCGUGUGGCCGUUGAUCUCGGAACUCCUGAGGAAAUUGCACAAGCCGAUGCGCAGCUCUUCUGGCCGCAAGCCAAUUGUAUGACAUGGAUUACGAUGGACAGACUUGUGUACGAGUACCGCGCACUUGAUGAGAUGAUUUUCGACUUGGUCCUCGGGGACUCGGAUGUUGAGGCCAACGUUGAGCUGGUUGGGUUUCAAACUACACUCCAGAGAAUUACGCCAUUUCAAAACUUAAGAGAGUUGUAAGAUGACCAGGAGUUUGUGGUAUCUAUCCGAUAUGAAAGCCUUUGCUGUAUUAGUGCUAUCUCGCUGAAAUACCUGUAAAUUCGGGGACCUCACGGCAAUGUUUUGUAGCUAAACGCCUAUCCAAUAUCACUACUAGAUCAAAGCGGUACGAGGGCCAAGUCUUCUUAUUUGAAACUUACCAUGUAUUUAUUAGUCACAUAAAAACC